This is a messenger RNA of Ceraceosorus guamensis, 3810 nucleotides long. RefSeq lists its product as hypothetical. NCBI's taxonomy places the organism in Eukaryota, Fungi, Basidiomycota, Exobasidiomycetes, Ceraceosorales, Ceraceosoraceae. The coding region runs from base 466 to 3483 and encodes 1005 amino acids. The transcript has a single exon. The record is from RefSeq and is a predicted model, not a curated record.
CGAUCCACUAUUCGUGAUUCUCUCAUGCAGCGCACCCAAUCUCAAUCGUGAAACGAGCCCUCCUUGGUCGGCCAGACUUUGACCUUGACUCCUUCCCGCAUUAACGCUGAUCGCAUCCUCACGCUCCCUCACCGUACCCCAAAUAGACAAACACACGCGAAGUUCUCCUCUUAGCAACUACAAGAACCCUCUGUGACAUCAUCCGCUGUCACUACGCCAUCGCUUUCGCUUGCGGGCACAGUCAGCGCUGGCUUUCAACUGGCCGUCUCGCUCCAAAAGAAGGACCUGCGUUACCCACACAUCGAGUCGCACUAUUCAAACCGACCCUUUGCCGUGCAACAAAUCCUGCUGGAAUUGGCACGUUGACUAGGGGCACGCAUCUUAGUGUCACCAGCGUGCGCUGUGCGCACCUGCCCGCCAAUCUUCUUCGCCUCACCCACUUUCAAGAUGGUUCAAGCACCCACCAUGUCUCGGCGCAGAGGCACACCUACGCUGGACUUGCCCCCGUCGCUCGCCAAGCGAGCCUGCGCCUCUUGUCCUACAGACAUCAAGUGUCCCGUCUGUCCCAAAGGUCAGACGUGCCAGCAGAUCUUUCGAUCUGCCAAGGACUGCUCCUCUUGCCCCAGCAAUGUAUGCGUCGCGGAUCCCAACUACCAAGCGCCAGAGAGCGGUAGCAAAGCAGGACCGAUUGGCGGAGCUGUCGGAGGCGUCAUUGGCGCCUUCGCAUUGGCUGCGGUUCUCUUCUGGUUUUGGCUCGCACGCAAGAGAAAGGCGAGAGCGGAAGCUGCGCGGGCACGUAUGGACGCCAAGGUCAGAGCUGCCGAGGCGGAAAAGUUCAGACCCGGCGGCAAUAAGCGCGGAUCUGCCUCUUCGGCCGGCGCGACCUCCAGCGAGCACCUUUCCUCGCGCUUGCAUGGCACGGAGGAGGGAGAGGAUGAAGACGAGGAGGAUGUCGAGUACACCGAGCUGCGCUCUGAUGGCCUCACCACCUACCGUAAGCCAGCAACAGGCAGUGGAGCAGAAGAGGUCUUAGUGGAUGAUACGCUCGACGUGAUGGGCUAUAAUGGAGUGAAACGUCGCUCGACAGGUGCGGCCACUCACCUGAGCCGGAUUACCGAGGGGGCAGAAGAGGAAGAAGAGAUGGCCAGGCGCAGCCGAGCUCUCUCUUCUCGCAACGGGUUCGGUGGAGCGAACUCCCGUCAUCGAUCCCUCGGGUCCACUAGCUCGAUCAACUUGGAUCCGUACGGAGGCAUCGUGCAGAGCGGGUCGGGCGGUCGCAACCUCCUUCAGGCAGGCUCCAUAUCCUCGGCAGCAGCGAACCCCUUCUCAGAUAGUGCGUCCGUGACAAGCGAUGGGUCAGGCAGCACCAAGAUCAUUCCGAUCAUGUUUAGUGGGCAGAAGCAACAGCGCCAGAGCAUGUCCCCUGCUUCAACGGCGCAUCGCAACAUGUCUGGUUCCGCGCCCUUGAAAGCUCCUGAGCCUGCACAUCGAGCGCCAGGAGCGCCACUCAUCGACCUCAAGUCGGGCAGCGCUCCCAAACGGGGCAGCUCAGUAUCCUCUCCACAAGCAACUUCGCCAGGCGGCAGCGUCGUGCUACGCGGCUCUUACUUCGGCUCGGGAGCUCAAAGUGCCUCUCCCAGUGCUGGGCCUCCGAGACCAACAAGAGACUCGGAGCUCAAUUUGCGCUUACCAGAUGGAUCCGAGCCGGGCAUGCGCAAGUCUUCGCGCACCAGCGCUGGCACUGCUGCGUCCAGCGCGCUCAUGCAUUCUGCGCAAGGAGAGCACUUCACUACCUUGAUGUCUCCUGCUGCCCCCUCGACGGCGCAUUCCCAGCAAUUCGAUUUCCGCAGGACCGACCCGGCCGAGCACGACAACUUCCCGGAAGAGCUGCAGAAGAGCGCUGUGUAUGCUCGCAAGUACGCCGACAGGCAUCUGAGCACUGCGACCAGCAACACCGCCUCCAGCAGCGGUACCUCGGGACUGGACUAUGUGCUGAGCACGCCUAAGAUCAUGACGCCUGUAUCUGCCGCAGCUCCUAAGCGCGUUAUUGUUGGACAAGGCAAGGCGCAGCUGGUUCGCAGCCUGAGCCAGCGCAGGAGGGAAGCUAAAGAAGCAGGCGAACGCACGGAUGCGAGCCCUACAGCCACCCCUGGUUCGGAAGCCAGCGAUCCCUUUGCCGAUGCGCGAGCUUCUGCCACAGCGGAGUCAGUGGAGCGAAUUCACCAAGAAGGCGCUGUCGGAGCUGCACAAGGAGAGCGCAGCGACUCCCGGCUGUCUUAUGGAACGUUUGGAGGCGACGCUCGCGCGAAGAAGUCUAUUGGUCCACAGUCAUCUACGGACAUCGAAGACGACCUCAGCCAUGGAGACAGCAGCACGAGAGCUCCGAGUGCUGCAAGCGCAUUUACGAGUGACGACGGUGCGAGUGGGUGGCGCAAGUACGAGGCUCCACCUUUGCCAACCUCUGGGCCAUCCCACACAGCCUAUGCCUCGGGCGCGCCAACGACGGGCUCGCAAUGGACUCAAAGUUCGGCUCCUGGUGGCGGCUUCGAGUCUGCAGCGCCAACGACCGGGACACAGUGGACACAGUGGACACAGUCCUCACCAGACGGCUCGGCCCCUCCCACGAUGGACGACAUCAGGCCCGUGUCCACAAUGUCAUUUGGCCUACCCUUUGUCGAUUCUGCUGGCCGAGGUGUCAGAGAACCGCAGGGCAACAGUCCUCGCGAUGCGGGUGGAGACGCGGAAGAUCGCAAAAGCUACUGGACUUUUGAUGGGAACCGCGACUCGAGGGCAAUGAGCUCCACAUCAGGCCGACCGGACUCGAGCUUCAGCGCGGCGCCAUCGGGGGCCGGAGGACUGCUGGCGAAGCGUGCGGUUGCAGCUUCAGCUGCCUCACGCCCAGCAUCAUCGGCUACCACCGCUUUGCGUCAGAGCACGGCCAGCUCGAUUGGUGGCUUGAGCGUCUUUGACGGCAUCCCAUUCGUGCACUCCAACUCCGCAGGGGAGGAAGAGGUCGGCGAACAGCCUGCACUUCCUGAAGACUUUGCUGGUAACAUUGCGCGCGCUCAGGCGGCUGACGUGGGCUCUAGAGAUGAGCUCGAGGUAGCCAACCCUCGGUCUGCCUCCCGCACGGCAUCUGCUCGAAACGGAGUCAGAAAUGUAGACGAGGUAGAAGAGGAAGAAGAGCAGGACGAAGAUGAGGAUGAAGAUAGUCUUGAAGCUGCGGUCAUUAUGGACCGCUCGCCCAUGCUUGCUGCAAAGAAGGUGUAUGCAGGCAAGCCUGAACUACGCUCCGCCUCAUCAAAGACAAGUCUCAAGAGUCAAAGCAGCGCCAAGUCGAAAGACGGCGCCUCUCUGAGCGCGCCCGCUCAGCCCAAAAUCGUCAACAUGGGCGCCAAUACUGACUUUGAGUCGCUCAGGCUUCAACACGAGCUGGCACAGUACCCCUUUGCAACAUACAGUCCGCCGGGCAAGGACGGAUGAACUGUCUUUCAAUCAGCUUUUGCUGAACAAGUCCACGUGAGGUGGCGUGCCUUGGCGCUUCAGAGGAAGCCCUGGUUUGUUCACACUCUUUUGCACAGCUCAUGUGCUCUCGCUCAUUGUACAGUCUAGCGAUCCUGUUGGUUUCUUUCCCGUGGAUACCCCCUCCUCCUCCUCCUUCUUCCUCGCACCGCUGGUGAUGUUCGACUACUCCUCAAUGCAGCGUUGCGCGUCACAAUCAUUAUUUCAGAGAAGCAAGAAACACAAUUACAAUGACAUUCCUUCCGCUAAAAUUGAUGAGGUGGAACCGACGUCGAGCUUGCGCAGUUU